This is a messenger RNA of Cercospora beticola, 1209 nucleotides long. RefSeq lists its product as uncharacterized. The record is from RefSeq and is a predicted model, not a curated record. Lineage: Eukaryota; Fungi; Ascomycota; Dothideomycetes; Mycosphaerellales; Mycosphaerellaceae.
UUCUGCCUCAACUAACUUCUUCACACGCUCACUCACGCGCAACACACUCUUACGCAACACAGUACACAGGACAACAUGGCGCGCGAUAACCACGACUCGUUCUUGAGCGUCGACUUCCGUGUCUCGUUGCGCUUUACCGCUGUCUCGUCCACGCAAACAGGCACUACUCGCAAGAAGAAGCAGCUCUCGAGCCCAGCAUCAGCACCUCCUCCGCCAAUACCGGCUACCGCCCCAGCAGCACUGAACGAUGUACCUUGUCCGGAUACUCGAGAAGCUUCCCUCUCGCCUACCACUCGUCAAAUGCAGCGCCGCAUUCGCACGUUUUACCAUCAACACCUUGAGGAAUUGAGGCGACUCGAAGGAACGAGCGAGAACCCCCGAUCAACUACCCAAGCACCUCUCUCACGAGCAGCUGAAAUGGAUCGACGAAGCCUCCAAACACUCGAGGCAGCGAGCACGCAAGUCGCGAAGCUCCCCUCACGUCCUCUUCUCAAAGCCGCUUCGAGACCAAAGCAGCAAGCACGAUCCAUGUUACCCACCCGCCACCUUCGAUCGUAUCAAGGAACGCCACCAUACGAAACGCCCUCAAGUGCUACAGGCACAAAUUUCGACAUUCAUUCGAUACCGACCAAUCUACCCACUACGCCGACAUACUCGGACCUGUUUCGCUCUGACAUUGAAGAAAAGUUCAACUCACCGCACAGAAGCGCCGGAAGCCCCUCGCAUCAACUACCACCUUCUCCUACUUUCCAACAAGCUCUGGAUGCGCAGAAUGUUCAGCGAUCGCCCCACGCGAACGUAGAGGGAUGGCUACGAGACGGGACAGCGGGUACAUCGCAGGCUUCAUCGGUGCAAGCUGAAGACGAGGAUGCACUGUUCGGCCACGGCUUCGAGGGGUGCAGGACCGAGCCGGCGGGCGAAGACGUCUCAAAUGACGCGUUGAAACACGCUGAGCAAGUGGCAAAUGACCAACUUGAGGAAGCUCCGGUUAUCAUCGACAGGACCGAUUUGCCAGAGGAGCAAGCCUACGGCGCUGGCAAUAGCUCGGACUCCUGGAGUGACUACGAACCUGAACAGAACGACGACCACGCUGACGGAUCGGCCUUGGCUCAAGAUGCUGCGAAGGAGAAGUCGUCAGGCUCCUCCGAGGAUGCGCAAGACUGGGAACUUAUUGGCUCGGAUUCUAGCUCUCGCUCUGACCCUGAUUGA